Molecule: messenger RNA, 715 nt
Organism: Rosa chinensis
Lineage: Eukaryota; Viridiplantae; Streptophyta; Magnoliopsida; Rosales; Rosaceae
Exons: 2
Coding region: 74-454 (126 amino acids)
Source: RefSeq, a predicted model, not a curated record
UCACAAACCGACGAACCGACUCGACUGAAAAACCCUUUCGGAAGCGAACUUGCGGAAAAACGGUGACUGAAAAAUGUCGAUUCUAUUGAAGAGCCAAACAUGGAGGUGGAUAGUGACCAAGACCCGCGACUCCAAGCCCUUCUUCUUCACCUUCGCCACCGUAUGCGGCGUCGUUCCGGGCAUUAUCGGCUACUUCGUUAUGCAGACCACCAACUCCGGCAACCCAGAGCUCGAGGCCGAGCUCCGCCGCAAAGCCCGACCCGACACUGUGAUGAUGGGGCAAACAAAUAAAGAACGAUUGGCAGAGUACCUAGGGGAGCUGCAGCGGAAAGAGAACACAAAUGACCGCUAUGUUGCUGCACUGAAAGGACAGACAUUGACUAGGAAUCCAUAUGUGAGAAUUCAACCAGUUCCAAAGGAAAGCAACACGGAAUCUAACAAGGAACAGAAGUAGAUCAGGACGUUCCUCCACUACCAGCAUGAAUGUUUUCUGUUUUGAAGGUAUCUGUAUAUCUCGUUAGAACAAUUAUGCAAUGGUUAUUACCGUUUCUUGUUGUUAUGCAACAUUUGGUUGGCUGUUGUUUGUUUGUUGAAUACUUUUUUUCCUUGAUGAAGUACAAAUACUUUGUUUUCAGACGUUUCAUGUUAUAGGAUAGUGGAUGUAGUUGUUCAGAUCAACUGUCUAUUAAUGGAAGUGGUGGUCUUCUGAAUUGAA